UAUCUUUUUUUUUUUUUUUAAUAGAGUGCAAAACGUGUAUGCAUGAACGCGCACGUCCACGCACGCAGACACACGCGCGCAGUUCGUUUAUUCACGAGCAUCAUGCCGAGCAGGACCAGUUUUCUGCAGCUGGGGGGCCAGAGGUGUCGGUGAACACACCGGCUGGACACGAACCUGUCCCUGGCUCUACCCGGAACCAUUAUGCAGACAGGAAACUACCAUUUUACCGCUAGCAGCAUCCGAGGAGCCGUCGUCUACUGAGGAGGAGGAGGGGGGGACACCUAAGCCUGAAACGGGGCGGAAAGCAGGCAGCUGGGGAGAGAAGCUGGGGGGGAAAACACGAGAGAAAACCCAACAAAAGGCUACGUGUUGCUGAAGAACAGCAGCAGAGCUGCAGGACUUCGGACUCAGACAAUGGACGUGCGGGAGCGGGCUAGCGGAAAGCGGUUUGAGUGAAAAGCAGCCCUCCCUGGGCCGAUGGAGAUCCGGGCCUUCCACUGGGCUUUUUUCAUGGAUGGAGAAAAAAGGCCCCGCUGACASACAGUAGGGACCCCGUCUUCGGAGCACACCACUACUCUCAUGUUCUCACACUUUUACCGUCGUGCUUCUGAGCUGGGGGGUUUUGCACCCACACGUCGCGUGGUACAAGGUUAUCAAGCUGAUAUAUUGUUUGUCGGCGGUCAUAGUGGAGUAUUUCCCCCCUCCUGUCCUGCACCUUCAGCCCUGCUGGAGUUUCAGACCUGUGGAUCAGCUGGCCCUCCAGAGAACCCCAUGUGAAGACAAAAAUCUGUUCAAGAAAUGGUUCCUCUUCCUCUGAAAUAACAGAGGCGCUCCGUUUGGUGGGACUGCUUGGCCUGAUUUUAAAAUCAGCGUUUGGAUAUGAAACACUUUAAAGAAACACUACAAACUUUGUUUUCCAAUAUAAUAUAGUGUAUUUCUCAUUUAUGGCAAGUUUUAUCACAACCCACUUGAAGCACUUGAAGGCUUCAUUCCUGAAUGAAGAGUAAACACAUUAGCUGUGCGUUUAUGUGUGGAAAAUCAAGCAUUGACUUUGGUGGAUUAAAGUCUCAGACUGUGUCAGAAAAUCAGACCUUUUAAGGUUUAAAAGGGCUUCUUGCUGUUUGUAGUGACUGUGCACCGUGUAGGUCUGCUGUAUUGGGAGAUGUUCCAGUUCAGCAAGUACCCCAUGGACAUUCUGGAGAUGCUAAGUGGACACCAAGCCCACCAGUUCAAAGGCCUUGGGUUAGAUAGACAACUGAGCCACCAGCAGCAGGUCCAGCUGCAGCACCAGCAGCAGCUCCAGCAGCAGCAUCAACCCUCCGCAGAAGCCUCUGGGAGCUUGUUGUCCGGACUCGGACUGGGAUCUCUUCAGACGUCUCGGAGCAAUGCCUUCGCCGAUUCCUCCUCGUUGUUUGCAAAAAUGACCGCCCCUCCCCCAUCCAUCUCCCACCAGAGCCAGUCGUCCUCAUCGUCCCACAGCUCCAGGAAGUCCAGUAAGAUCAGCAGCAGCAGUGUCAGUGGGAGUUCGACGUCAGGAUAUCCCCAGUUUCUGCGACCGUUUCAUCCGGCCGAGGCUGCGCUGGCUCAGGAGCAGCUCCACUCUGGGAUGGGUCGUUUCGACUUCAGCGCGAGCAGCAGUGGGGCGAGUGCUGGGGUGAUCGGGGUYACACCCGCACCUCCACCUCCUCUCCACCCUGGUCUGUCUGUACCUCAACCUUCCUCUGGCCCRUCGUCCUCUUCAGCUUCUCCCUCCACCUCUUCUUCAGCGUCCAACAACCCCUCCAGCAGCACUGCGGUCCCCUUAGUGGGCCAGUCUGACCCACGUAGCCUCCACCAGCAGUUCAGCUGCAUGCUUGCUGCCAACCAGUACUUCCUGUCUGGUGUCCCCACCAACAGCAGCCUAGAGCAGUUCCUCGUCCAGCAGGGCACCCACAACCACUUGGGUUUAGGGCUUGCCCAGGGGGCCGCCGAGUCCAACUCGGCCCUGGCCCCUCCCCCUGCCCUCCACUCCUCCCACAGCCACAGCGCCCCACAGCCUCAACAGCAACAACAGCAGCUAACCCCUCAUGCCUUAUCCCACCCACACAGCCACACUCACCACCCACACCCCCUCCACCCGGCCCCCCAGCCUGCCUCAUUGAGCAGCUUUGAUUUCCAAGGCAUUCCGGUGCUUUCCUCUAACCAGUUAGCAUCAUUAAUGCAGCAAGAGGCGGGCAUCCCCCUCCCCCUGCCUCUUCACCUGUCGCUCUCUAAAGACGACUCGACGAAGUCAGGAGACGGCUCGUCUGCGACGACUUCAGGUGGGGGAAGCAGGAGGAAGAAAGCGAUGGCUGGCUACCUGCCCCAGAGGAAAACGGACAACAGCAGCAGCAGUCACAGCAGCACUGUUAGUAACUGCCACAACAGCAGCUCGAGUGGGCUCAGCCAGAGCUCCUCUUCAGGCCUGGUGGGAGGAGGAUCUGGGGGAGUUGGGCUAAGUGGCAUCGGAAGUGAGACACAGCACUCCGCUCUGCUCUCAUCUUCCUCACAGCAGCAGCAGUCAUCUUCUACCGUCUCAUCUUCAUCUGCCCCCACAUCCUCUAACUCCUCUUCUGUACUUGUAACCAAUGGUAACCAACAACUGUCCAAAUCCCAAGAACGUCUCAGCAGCAGCUCUUCUAGGCAGCCUGAGCCAGAACCCGUGUACCACUGUGGUGAAUGUGGCAAAACCUUCACUCACCUCUCCAGCCUUCGAAGGCACCUCCGCAGCCACGGCCUGACGCCGGAAAGCCAAAGCAGGAAGUCGGACUGCAACUCUCCCAGUCCGGAGAGAAUAUUCUGCUGCGGCGAGUGUGGGAAGAGAUUCAAAAAGCGAGGUCACCUCAUCCAGCACAGCGUCACCCACUCAGAAAACCGGCCGUUCGUCUGCAGCAUCUGCCAGAAGUCGUUUAACCGCCGAGAAUCGCUCACGAGGCACGAGAAGAUUCACGACGAGAAGCCCUUUCGCUGCCCGGCGUGUGGGCGUUGCUUCCGCGAGAGCACUUCACUCCUGAACCACGCCGCUUCGGGCGCGUGUGGCAAACCGCCUCGCAGUUCUAAAAACCGGCCGAGCAGCGGAGGGAAUGCAAGAUCCAACCCGAGCAGCAGUAAAAUGGGGAACGGUGGAAACGGAGUGGGAAUUUCAAACAACGGAGUGCUGGCAGGUGACAAGUACGCAACAGAUUUUUCCAGAAAUCGAUACCAAAACCAAGCAGCUUAUAACACUGGGGUCGAUGACUACAGACGCUCACAGACUUCAACGCUGUACUCCUCAGAAAGUACAUUAGGCAACGUAAUGUCCAACCAAACUCUUCGAAAGGCCCCUUUAGCCCCAACUCUUCAUCCCCAUCCCCAAAGUCAGCAACAGCACCACCAUCAGCAACAGCAGCCACACCUUCCUCUGUCUUCCCUAUUGGAUGAUUCAGAGGAUGAGGUCACUAGCAGUGCAAUGUCAGCUAUUGCAGCUGCGGCUGCAGCCUCUUGUGAUAUCAAUGCAGAAGGCCGCGAUGGAGAGAGGAGGGACAUCAUUGGAGGCCUGCUGGGGGGGUUAGGUUUUGGUAACUUAGGUGGACCCUCAUCAACAUCUACCCUAAAUGGUUCCACCUUUCCUUUAACUCACCCCAGCUUACCCCAGGCGAAGCCAAAGAGGCCACGGAAACCCAGAGAGAAAAGGGACCCAAACACCAUCGUGAGGAGGAGGAGGAGCCCGGCACCUCCGGGGGACGGCUCGGAGAGGCCCUACGGUUGUCAGAUUUGYGGCAAACGCUUCCGGAGGGCAGAAACGCUCCGACGCCACAACCGCGUUCACACCGGAGAGAAACCCCACGGCUGCGAGGUGUGUGGCAAAAUGUUUCGAGAGCCCUUCCACCUCACCAAGCAUCUGACUGUGCACUCGGGUCAGAAGAACUACAAAUGCAAUCUUUGUGGGAAAAUGUUUGCCUAUGCACAGAGCCUCGUGAGACACGGGAAACUGCACAGAAAAGGUGAAAUCGACAACCAGGGCCGGAGGAUAAAAGGUGCYGCCGCCGCCAUCAGUCAAGUCGCCAAUUCAGGGAACUCUGACUACUUCUCAUCGUGUUCCCAAGAAGAGAAAUCCCCAACGUCUGGCACCCCGUCUCAGAGGCUCUACACCUGCACAGUGUGCUGGAAGUCAUUCCGCCACUAUUUCCACCUUACAGCACAUCAACAGACUGUCCACGGUGGUGGGGUGGGGCUGGAGAAGUCCUAUCGGUGYGAGGUGUGUGGCAAAGCCUUUGCUUACUCCAACAGCUUAGUGCGGCACAAGUUAUCUCAGCAUGGCAUCGACCGCAGUGGCCAACGUGUCAACCAGUCUCAGCCGUCCGGAUACUCGCCGCUCUUUUAUGACUCCAGCUCAGGUUCAAACUAUGCUGGAUCGUCCCACAUGCAGCAAGGGGUCUCAGAGCAGCAACCGCAACAACAACCUCAACAGCAGCCGCAACAACCACCACCACCACAACAACAGCAACAACAACAACAACAACAACAACAAAUACAACACCCUUUUCACUACCACGCAACAAACUUCCAAAAGCGGCAUGGUCAGACAAGAAAGCACCGCAAGAAAAAACGUCGAGUAGUAAUCCACAGCAUCAUGAGAGAUGGGAAGCUGGUGGGAGUCCCUUUGAGUAAAGACACUCGCAGGAAGCUGCUGAUCCUGAGGAAGAGGAGGGGCAAACUGCAGGCUCAGUUCAACAGAAACAAGCUUCUGGCCCAGUUGAGAAAAAAGGGCUGCAUAAUGAAAGUGAAAGCCUGGUGCGGUGGCGCCGUCAAAGUUACCGGGCUCACCUGCAUGGAUGUCCCCCUCAAGCGUUUCCCCUGCCCCAUCUGCCCCAGCACCACCUACGCCAAACAGGGCUCCCUGCUGGUGCACCACGCCGUCAGGCACCCACCGAGGAACUCGGGCCGCCACGCCCGUCUGAGGUGCCAAGUGUGCGGGAGACGGACCUCCUCGUUACACAAGGCCUUGAGACACAGGGCCCAGCAUCUGAAGCAAGCCGCUUUCCAGUGCCACAGCUGCCACCACCGCUUCUGGAACCCUCGUCUCCUGGCCCGCCACAAGUUCUCCUGCAGGGGGCCGACCGCCGGCGGCACGGGCGAAACCUGGGAACUGACCAAGACGAGACCGCCGGCUCACGCCCAGUCGUUUCGGGAGCCUUCGCCAGUCCUGUUGACGAUUCCAGUUCUGGUCCAGCCUGAGAGAUCAACGGUUCUAACUGAGUACAGUCAUUGAAACAAACUGUUUUGUUUUGUUUUUAAUACUAGACUGUUUUUAUAUAUAUUUUUAAAUAAUCCAGGAUGAGAACAAGAGCUAGCAAGUUGUUAACAAAAACAUAAAAUAAACAGUGGUAGAGUGGGGAAGAUUUAGAAUAACUACAAAAUAUCCUGAUACUCCCAUGUGGAUAAACCUGUAUGCAGUCCAAAUGGACUACAGCAAAGGUGGUUGAUGAAAUGACACGGACUUCUAAAGACCUAAAGUAAAAACCACCCAAGCAUCUGCCUCUUCUUCCCGUAAAGUUCAUGAUUUUAACACCAUCUGUUAGAAAAAUAACUCAACUUUAGUUUCUGUCAUAGUUUUAGUCAGUUUCUCAUUUGAUGUGUUUGAACAUCAGAAAAACCAGAUGCUUGUAGAGGUGCGGUACCUCCGUUUGUUUUCACGUUAUUCACAGUUAAACAGUAUAGUCCUUGUCUAUUGCACUGUGUUUAUCCUUGGAAAAACUCACUUUAUAUACCAGUGUGACAUUUGACCUGAAGAUAAAUUAAUCUCUAGAGAUUUGAUACCAAGUAGUUAAUAAAAAUGGCCUUUGGCACAGUAUGCCAUUUAUUUAUCACAGAAAGCCAUGCUGGUUUCUGUACUGAGGUGAUUUAAAGGAGGUUUAUUUUUAUUUGUAUGUACACUACUUUUAUGUUUUAAAGACGUGGCUGAAGCUCAAGCACGACUCAAAACUGUUUAGGAUUUGAAAAGGACGAGAAAUAAAGUGUACUGUACAAUUUUAA
Molecule: messenger RNA, 6033 nt
Organism: Austrofundulus limnaeus
Lineage: Eukaryota; Metazoa; Chordata; Actinopteri; Cyprinodontiformes; Rivulidae
Exons: 3
Coding region: 1163-5269 (1368 amino acids)
Biological process (GO): regulation of gene expression
Cellular component (GO): nucleus
Source: RefSeq, a predicted model, not a curated record